AUGGUGCAUGAUUCCGACGAUUUAGCGCCACAAGAGAAGGGUGUGGUCGAGGCAGGUACUCAGAGCGAGACCGCCUGCAGCGAUGCCUCUCAUCACGUGAGCAAUGUCGCUGCGCUUCGAGCUCGCAGGAAGGUUGAUACCACGGUCCUUCCAUUGCUCUUCCUUGGAUUACUCGUUUUCCAACUGGACCGCAUGAACUUGGCCAGCGCGCUCACCGACGGCUUUGCGAAGAACAUACGCGUAAACCAAAACACCAUCAACCUUGGCAACCAACUGAUGUUCCUUGGUAUCGUUGUUCUCGAGAUCCCGUCCAAUAUCAUUCUCCAGCGCAUCGGACCACGGAUCUGGAUGUCCACUCAAGUGAUCAUCUUCGGCCUUGUUGCUACAUUGCAAGUCUUCGUAAAGGACAAGACCGGCUUUCUGGUUUCGCGCAUGUUCCUCGGGCUGUGUGAGGCUGGAUACAUCCCAGGCGGCAUUUACACCCUCUCGACAUGGUAUACGAAGCGCGAGCUGGCGAAGCGAGUUGCGGUGUUCUUCUUCGGCAUGUUUGGCGGCAAUGCUAUAAGUCCGCUUCUUGCAAGCGGUAUCUUGAAGUUGGGCGAUCGAGGCGGAUUGAGAGGAUGGCAGUGGCUCUUCCUGUUGGAGGGAAUUUUCACGAUAUGUGUCGGUGUCGCAUUGCUCUUCCUCCUUCCUGGGAGCCCUGACCAGCCACGUCCGCUCCUAUCGCCUGGCUUGAUUCGUUUCAAAGAAGGUGAUCAUGAUGCCCUCCAGCAACGUUUACUCCUGGACGACCCUAACCGAAAGCCCGGAUCGCAAGGUCUCCAUAUUCCGCUUUCACUCGUGUGGAAAACCGUCAAGCACUAUCGUCGCUGGCCGCAUUUUGUCUCCACGUUCGCCGUCUUCUCGACAUGGUCGUCGCUCACCACAUACACGCCAACUAUCAUUAUGGCAUUAGGGUUCGAUCGAAUUGAGGCUAAUGCGCUAGCAUCCGUCGGUGGCUUCUUUGCCCUUGGGAUUGUCUUCUUCUUCGGCUGGCUAUCCGACAAAACAAACAAGCGUGGGCUAGCUGUGAUCAUAGCUCAUAUUUGCUAUCUGACGGUCCUGAUCAUUGCGCGCUCGGUGCAUCCUUCGGUAGGGAAGUGGUCUCGAUGGGGCCUUUGGACAGCGGUCAAUGCGUUUGCAAUCGGCUAUCAUCCGGUGCACAACUCGUGGGUGCAGCUGAAUUGCAAGGAAGCAGGAGAGCGAAGCAUCAGCAUCGCGAUGUGGGUUAUGAGCGCAAUCUCCGGGCUGAUGGUAGGUACACAGUACUAUCGUGGCGACGACGUUCCAUUCUACAGCAAAGGUUUGAGGAUUCAGAUUGUCAUGGUGGCCGUCGGAAUGAUCUUUGCAAUUGUACAAGAAGUUGUGUACGUGGUCCAUAAUCGGAAGGUGGUGAGGACAUGGGCGACGACGGGCGGCGAGAAGCCCUGGUUGUAUACGCCAUGA
This is a messenger RNA of Parastagonospora nodorum SN15, 1485 nucleotides long. RefSeq lists its product as hypothetical. Bases 1 to 1485 code for a protein of 494 amino acids. Gene Ontology annotation, biological process: transmembrane transport. Gene Ontology annotation, molecular function: transmembrane transporter activity. The record is from RefSeq and is a predicted model, not a curated record. Gene Ontology annotation, cellular component: membrane. The transcript has 3 exons. NCBI's taxonomy places the organism in Eukaryota, Fungi, Ascomycota, Dothideomycetes, Pleosporales, Phaeosphaeriaceae.